AUGGAAAGACCAAACCCUAGGGGCGUGUUUGGUUGGGGAUUAUCAAUGAUAACCUUGGUUUUUCACGAUUCCGGGGUUAUCAAUCUUUUUCUUCCAAAAUUUCCCUCCGACUACUCCGAUGACAACCACGCAUCUCUCUCCCUCGACCUCUUCCGACGCCGCCCAAGAUCCCCUUCCCGCCCUCGCCCCUUCAUCCCUCCGGUGUUUUGGUCCGACAACGACCUCGAAGAGCUUGAGCGCCCUGGGUGCCUUGGCCUCGAUUCCGUGUUCGACGGGGAAGAGGACGAGAGCGAAACGGUGGAUGUUGCGGAUCGGGGAAUGAUCGUCUCGGAUUGGGCCUCCGACAACUUCUUCAUUGGGCAGAGACGCUGCCCUUCUGACUCGGCCAAGUUCUCCAAGACCCGACAUAUGGAUGAAGGUGGCCUUAGGGUUACCGGAAUCGACUCCGAUUCAGAUUCCGAUGAACAGAUCGUCACCAUGUUCGGCGAGCAAAUGGUGGCUGAAAUGGGCAUGGACUUCGAUGAUGGCAUAGGGCAGUACGAGCUCUAUGAUGAGUUCGAUGCUCCUCUCCGUUGGCACAGCAUCCAACUGGGAAACGACCGGAGGGACGUCAACGAGGGAUUUGAGUGGGAGGAGAUCAACAGUCAGGACGAAGAAAGAGAUUCUAUUGAUGUAAUGGUUCUUGGGCAUGACGCGAGGUCAGAUGAGAGUAGAAUGUUGACGGUUACUGAGGUUGAAGAUGAAGCAGUGGUCAGAAACGUUGAUAGGCAAAUUCUCUUGGCCAUGAACGACCUGGGAAGGAGUCCACUCGAUCCUGAUGAAGUCGGAGCCUACUUUGAGGACCAGGAUGGUCUCGCCUAUGCCUCCGAUUACGAGCCCUAUAAGGUACUAUUCGGGCAACUGUUCGAGCAAAAUAGCAACUCCAAGGGCAGUCCGCCGAUGGCUAAGUCAGUGGUUGAGAACCUCCCUUCGAUGGUGCUAAGGAAAGAAGAUAUCACCGAGAUCGAUGUUGUUUGUGUUGUUUGCAAGGAUGGAAUUCAGAUUCAACAAUUUGCUUUAUGA
Zingiber officinale is the source of this 1062-nucleotide messenger RNA. RefSeq lists its product as uncharacterized. The transcript is spliced from 2 exons. Lineage: Eukaryota; Viridiplantae; Streptophyta; Magnoliopsida; Zingiberales; Zingiberaceae. The record is from RefSeq and is a predicted model, not a curated record. The coding region runs from base 1 to 1062 and encodes 353 amino acids.